Xyrauchen texanus (razorback sucker) is the source of this 2000-nucleotide messenger RNA. RefSeq names its product prostaglandin E synthase 2-like (gene ptgesl). Gene Ontology annotation, cellular component: mitochondrion. Gene Ontology annotation, molecular function: prostaglandin-E synthase activity. The record is from RefSeq and is a predicted model, not a curated record. Bases 13 to 1149 code for a protein of 378 amino acids. The transcript has 8 exons. Lineage: Eukaryota; Metazoa; Chordata; Actinopteri; Cypriniformes; Catostomidae.
UUAUGUAAAAGCAUGAUGGCGGCGGCCUGUGCGAGAACGCUCGGUAAGGUCGGCCGUCUAGUUUUAGAUGCACCGACAUGGCAUUUUACUAACUCCGUAGCAACUGUACCGAGAACCUACCUACGGUGUCAUGGAAGAGCUUAUUUUACUGGCGGUGCUGGAUUUAGAUCAAGACGUGUGCUCCCUGUGCCGGUCCUUGGAGGCGGCAGAGUCCUGGGAUGCGCCUUCUUGUUCGGUGGUGGCAUCGGUUUGUACCAGACCAUCAAACUCACACUUCAGCGUCACCUUGCAGAGGAACAGACAAAUGCACCCGAGCUGGGCACAGAUCUGAAGUUGAUUCUAUAUCAGUAUAAGACCUGUCCGUUCUGCAGCAAGGUGCGAGCCUUCCUGGAUUAUCAUGGUCUGCCAUAUGAAAUCGCGGAGGUCAAUCCAGUUAUGCGAAAGGAGAUCAAGUGGUCCACCUACAGAAAAGUUCCCAUCCUGAUGGUGGACGGGACAGUGCAAAUCAAUGACUCUUCUGUAAUUAUUAGUGCAUUGAAGACAUACCUCGUCUCCAAGGAGAGAACAAUAUCACAGAUUCUUUCUUGCUAUCCUGAGAUGAAGUCAAAGAAUGACAGCGGGAAAGACGUAACUGAGUUUGGCAACAAGUACUGGGUCAUGGUGAACAAUGUGGAUGCUGAUCGUCUGUAUCCAGAAAAAAAUUCCAGAAAAGAGGAGAUUAAAUGGCGGAAAUGGGCAGAUGAUUGGCUUGUGCACCUAAUUUCUCCUAAUGUUUACCGUACACCAACCGAAGCCCUGGCAUCCUUUGACUACAUAGUACGAGAAGGCAAAUUUGGCACGUUUGAGGGCUUCUUUGCUAAGUACUUUGGAGCUGCUGCUAUGUGGAUCAUUUCAAAGAGACUGAAAAAUAAACACAAUCUGCAGGAUGAUGUAAGACAAGAUCUCUACAAAGCUGUCAAUGACUGGGUUGCAGCCAUUGGAAAAAACAAGAAGUUCAUGGGAGGAGAACAACCCAACCUUGCAGAUCUGGCUGUGUUUGGUGUUCUGAGGGUUAUGGAAGGCCUCGAGGCUUUUGAUGAUAUGAUGGAUCAUACUAAGGUGAAGAACUGGUACCAGCGAAUGCAGAAGGCCACAUAUCAUGUGUGCUAAAAUAAAUGCUUCUGCCAUUCCUGCACCAACUCAGAGGACAUGAUACCACAGUACAACUCUGGAACGAGCAACGAAUGAUGCCAUCUAAUAUUAGUAUAAUGCUUUUUCCAGCAAAUAAACUGGCUUCCUUGUUGAAAUAUAACUUUUCUUGGACAAUAACGUCAAAACCAAGAAUGUGUUUAAUUUAAAGAUAUUAACAAAAUUGUGUCCACAAAAUACCAUUUAUGAUUAAUUUUACUGUUGAAGUGGUUUUCUCUCACAUUGUUUUACUGUGGAAAUGAUGUUUGUGCAACCUGAACCAAAUAAUUUUAAGUUGAAAACAAGAUCAUUCGAUGCAGACUUUGUGGACAGAUUUUAGAGGGAUUAUUGUGAUUUGUUUUGUUUAAGUCAGCUGACCUCAUUUGCUAAUGUGGCUGUUAUUCUCUGCUCUUCUCAAUGUCUUAAUUUGACUGAUUCAGGGUUGAUAACUGCACAUUUUUCAGCAAAUGAUGGUUUGCCCUGAAUAUUUUGGACUUUUCUCUUGUUGUACCUAAAUACAGGCUCUCAGCCCUUAUAGAUCACUGUAGAUGCCUAUGUCUACCUCAAUUUGGAUAACGGUUCCCCUGCUUAUAAACUUCCAAACUGAGCUUCCAGUGACCUUCAGAUCUAUGGUUUAUCAGAUGCUGAAAAAAGCCAUCGUUUACAAUAAACAUGUUGUUAAUGCUUUCUUUGGUUCUCAAGGGGGUUAACUUAAAUGCUAGUCUUGUAAUUGAGUAAUGGUUAUUUGAAGGUUGUUUUGGACACAAGACCAUAGCAUCCAUUUAACUAGGGACAUUUGUCUAUGCAUCAACUUGGAAAAUAAAUGGUAAAAA